Messenger RNA from Guyanagaster necrorhizus, 2569 nucleotides. RefSeq lists its product as uncharacterized. The record is from RefSeq and is a predicted model, not a curated record. Bases 456 to 2366 code for a protein of 636 amino acids. Lineage: Eukaryota; Fungi; Basidiomycota; Agaricomycetes; Agaricales; Physalacriaceae. The transcript has 2 exons.
CCUCGGCAUGGCUACUUCAUCCCCAGCCAAUAAAUUUCGCACGAAAACCUCCGAUUUUGCCGACUUUCUUCGAGGAGUUGGUCAACAUCAGCAUCACACGAGCACUCCCCGACGAGCGUCAGACAAUCCUCCAACAUCUUCUUCUACAUCGACAUCAGACGCGCAGGAUGGCAUGCGGAGGAAGAAAACAUUGAUACCAUUCUUUGGACGCGUCAGAAGGAAGUCCAACGUUUCCGGUACCUCUGGGGGAGAAGUGUCUGAGCACGAAGGCGCCGACAAGAGGUCGCAGUCAUUGGCAUUGGUGGCGGACGAUCAGUAAGUUUUCCCUCCGUUUCCGUUUCUGGUUUGCCUUUUCGGGAAGUUGGCCAGAUCGUGAUCAGCUUCUUUGCUACCCUGCUCGUCUAUUCAAGAUAUAUGGAACCGGACUAACCUGUGUUUGAUGUAGGCGCAGUUUUAUGGUGAUCUCGCCAGAAUUUGCUUCGCCUGUCGCUUCCGCUGCUUCCCAACAUCAAUUGCCCAACACGAUAUCUCGUGUCACAAAACUACGGACCCUCCGUAAACCUAACGGAAGGAUCACCGGCGUCCGUUCUCCUACCGGAUACACGUCCGAUUCAUUGGUGCCGCCGCCCAAAAAAGCGCGUCCGAGCAUAGAUUCCACUACCUCCAAGGAGACGCGUUCCACUACCCCUCGACCAAAACAGCCAACAAUUACCAUAUCCCAGCCGCCCAAUAGUUUUCUAGACGAUAAUUACGACGACUUGUUCACUAAACCCCGCAAGAAAUUGCACGACAGCAGCGUUUCCCCCUCCCCCCCGACCUCUAACGAUCAUGAUGAUCGAGCCUUCCAUAGCGAUGGUGACAUUUCCCCGACAUCGUUGCUAUUUCCUCGUUCGUCUUCGUCAAAUAAACCCCCCCCUCAAUCUGGAUCAUCUACUUCUCCUCCUCCUCCUCCUCCUCCUCCUCCUCCUCCUAUGUCACCUACGUCUUUCCGCGACUGGCGGAUUGUUGGAGACGAAACAAGUUCCCUAAAAUCGACCAGGAGUUCGCGGAGACUUGUCUCCGAUGAUAUUACUAGAACCUCAGGCGAGGAAUCGGAGGCGAUUUCCACAAUUUCCAUGCCGGUAACGUCUGCCAGUGACACAGACAAGCGGUCCUCUACGACAUCCUGGCUCCAUAAUGAAUCGCGGAGAUCAAAGUCAAUGAUCAGAUCGCCAAUGCAAUCUGCGCCAAAUCAACCUCCGACGAUUCCUCUACCAGCUACCCCCGGACCUUCCCAGACGGUUCCAACUCGACUUUUAGGUUACAGUGGUACCCGACCAAGGGCCGUCACCAUUUCUUCUUCGGCUUCUUCUCGUGCCCAGGUCGCUACCUCUCCACUGCCCACAUCACUCCCGCCAAGGCACAGCCAAUCCACGUCCCGGGAUCGCAAGUCCACUGACGAGAACGCCAAGAAGGAAAAUGCCGCCUUUGAUAUCGAAACGGCGUCCGCGGACCAAUUGCGACAAGCCCUCAUUCUCCGCGAUCAACAGCUUGAUGAGCUCGCGACCUACCUGCUCAAGGUGACGCAGAAUCAUGUUACCGAAAAGAACGCUCUCGAGAAAAAAAUAGCUUCUCUAGAAAGAGAGGCAGCGCGGCGCGAGAAGGAAAUUAAAGGACUCAGUUGGCUUGUCAGCAGUAAUCGUAUACAAGGAAGCGUCCCGCUCUCUAGCGCCGGGUUCAGAUCUAUGACCGUGCAGGAGUCGGAGUCGGAGAAGAACAGCAAAGGCGAUGCGACGUCUUCCAUGAUCAAAUCUCCGGCGUACAAGCAUGUCAAUUCCGAUUACGACGACUCAGGCGCAGAAUCUUAUCCGACGCCACGAACCGAGUCAGCCCGAGGCUCACUCUCCGGUGGCGAAUCAUCAUCCUCUCCAUCUCAGCAAGUCAAAUCAUAUAGAUUGGCGCCCAAGCUGGGGCUUUUGAGAGGGUCAUCAUUGCGAAUGGGGGGUACGCGUCUUGCGCUGGAAUCGGAUGGGAAGGAUACGCCCAAGGUGGAUAAGCGGGCUUCCGUGUCGUCUUUUGCUUCGUCGGCGGCAUCAUCAUCGCUAUCGGGUUCCUCAUCAAUGAUGCUGCCAUCGAGCCCCUCGAUGACUACGCUUUCUGCUAUUCCGGAGGGCCCACCUCCUGUCCCACCGAAGAAACCCCUGUCGCGGGAUCCAGCCAUAGUAGCUGCGAUAGGUACCGCGGAGCAGAGACGGGAGAAAGAGCAGAAGAAAAUCCCUCGAUCGAUGAACACGGCUCCUACUCCCGCGGCUGCAUAUGCUGCCAAUCUCCAGAAAGCACGACCGCGGUCCAUAGGUCAAAUACUCGACCAAACCGAAAAUACCUAGUCCUGAACCUUUUUCCCGUGUCGGUUCCGGGGAAAUUGUCUUGUUCAGAAGAUGCUAUUCGCGUCGUCCAUCCACCAAUAACUCCCAGAAGUCAGAACCACCCACCGUCCGGCUAUUCUAUUGUGGAUCCAGCGGCGGCCUCUUUUCACCGUGUAUCUAAUUGUCACUCACUAUCGUUGACAUUACCAUAUUGUGUUGUUUUU